AUUAAUUAGUUGAUUUAAAUGAAUUUAUAAAAGUGCUGGAAAUACAAAAUUUGUUCAAAGUUUUUAUGUGAAACAUACGUGAAAUCACUGUAAAAGAUGAAAAACAAUCGAAGAGUUUUUAUUUUGAAAUCGUUAAAUAAUCAUUUUUAAUUUUAUUUUUGUGGAAAAAAUUAAUUAAUUAGUGGAAAUAUGGCUUUAAAUUGGUGUGGUCCAGUUUACCUGGCCACACUUUGUUUCUUUUUAUUUUAUCCAAAUGGUGCCAAUUUAGUGCCAGGCGAGAGAAUCAAUUAUAAUUUAGUGCAUUCAUGGGCGGAUAAACUAGGCAUGGAACUGUUUCAUUUAGGUGAUUUCAUCACUAGAAGGAAAGAAGUUCAAGAGAGUUUUAAACAAGCUCAAGUGGUCUCUAGAUCUGGUGCUAAAAUUGUUGAAAACAUGGCAAAUGAAAUCGAAAUGAUGAUGGAUCUAAAAAUCAGCGCUGUAAAGCGCAUUAUGGACACAGCGGAAAAUACUGCACUAUCACAUCAGCAUUUGAAAGGCGAUAAAUUUUUUUCCUAUUACAAUUCCAAAGAAAUGAUAGAGCCGCAUGAGCCAAGUCCAACAGCACCGCCACGUGAACUAGAUGAUGCUGGGGAGCCAAAAAUAUUUGUACCGCCAAAAGAAAUAGUGCUUACACCCAAAACUGAGUUUUUUAAUAUGGCAGUGAACUUAAGCGUCAGUUCAGUGCAUGUACCGACGAAUGUAUUUGACCGAGCGUUGGAUGUUAUAAAGGGUAUACAAUGGUCGGAAAAUUUGGAUCAAAUAUUUCGUGAUAAUUACAAAAAUGAUCCAACGCUUUCAUGGCAAUUCUUUGGCAGUUCGACUGGCUUUAUGCGUCAAUUCCCGGCAUCGAAAUGGAAAACGGAACCGGUUGAUUUAUAUGAUUGCCGGUUGCGUUCAUGGUUUAUAGAAGCAGCAACAAGUCCAAAGGAUAUUAUUAUCCUUAUGGACGGUUCAGGCUCAAUGAAAGGACAGAGGCUAGAUAUCGCAAAGCAUGUUGUAAAUACAAUACUUGAUACAUUAGGUACAAAUGACUUUGUGAACAUCUUCACCUUUAACGAAGAAGUCCUGCCUGUUGUUGAUUGUUUUGAGGAUGCACUUGUUCAAGCAAAUCUUGCUAAUAUUCGAGAACUAAAAGAGAAAAUUGAAGAUUUUAAACCCAAAUCGAUUGCCAAUUUCACUGCGGCAUUGACAAAAGCCUUUGAAAUAUUGGAAGAUUACAAAGACGGAAUUAAAGGAGCACAAUGCAAUCAAGCAAUUAUGAUAAUCAGCGAUGGAGCACCGUUUAGUUAUGAAGAAGUUUUCGACCAAUUUAAUGGGCGAGAGCUGCCCUUUAAACCAGUUCGCGUAUUCACAUAUUUAAUUGGUAAAGAAGUUGCCGAUGUGAAAGAUAUAAAAUGGAUGGCAUGCGCUAAUCAGGGUUAUUAUGUACACCUGAGCGAUAUGGCUGAAGUACGAGAAAUGGUAUUAAAUUACAUACCAGUUAUGGCAAGGCCAUUAGUAUUAGGUCGGCAUGAGCAUCCAGUAAUUUGGACGCAAGUAUACGCAGAUGUAGUGGAUAUGAAGAUGUCAGAUUGGCUGUGGGAAAUGAAGCAAUGUGACGAUCAACGUGAUGAUGUUUUAGAAUAUCGCAGAGUAAGAUAUCGUAUGCUAGAACCCGAUGAGGUACAUCGAAGAGAUAUCAGGCGAAAGAAACAGGCUUGGAAUCAACCAAUCGAUUCAGAUGUAUAUCAAUUUAUGAUAACAGUGUCAAUGCCCGUUUUUGAUCGACGUGAAAAUGCGACCCGAAUAGCAAAUUUACUUGGUGUGGCCGGAACAGAUGUCCCAAUAAGGGACAUCAAAAAAUUGCUGUCGCCAUUUCUACUCGGUGUGAACGGGUAUGCUUUUAUAGUAACCAAUAAUGGAUAUAUAUUAUUCCAUCCAGAUUUUCGUCCAAUUUUUCAAAGCUAUAUACUUAAACCCGCCUAUAAUAGCGUUGAUAUGAUUGAAGUUGAAUUAUUGGACGAUGAUCGAGCGCCAAGAGACUUUAAUCCAGUGUUACUUACGAUUCGAGAUUCCAUUAUAAAUCAAUCGACAGGUAGCAAAUGGAUGUUGGUUAAAAAUCAUUUCGAUGAAAUGAAACGUGUUGCGCGUAUUAAACGCCAAUACUAUUGGACAGCGAUUAAGAAUACACCAUUUACUCUUGUGAUCACUUAUCCAGAACAAUAUGGUGUAAAUCGCUUGCAAAUACGCAUUGAAGAUGAUAUACAUCGUCUUAAUAUUAAAGGCAGCAAUACUCUUAACUAUUUCAAUGGUAAACGAUGGAAAAUACACCCAGGCUGGCUAUAUUGUAAACAUAGCAAUAUGACAUUUGCCGCACCGGAGGAUGAACUUCUAUGGUUCUUAAGUAGAAUGUCACAGCCAGGGUGGAAGUGGCCAUUGAGUAGAAGUGCUUUACCACCGGAACAUACAGCAGCAAUGUUUUCUAACAACACAUCCUCUGGCCGCAUUCUGUCAAGUAAUGAAAAAGAUAAAAAUUACUAUUGUGAUCGUCAAUUGAUGCAAUCUUUAGUUUUUGAUGCAAGAGUAACUGAAUGGUUCUCAAAGAACACUAGCUUCAACUCAAAAGAUGAUAAGGGCACAAGUGCUUCAAGCCCGAUUGCGGUUUUAAUGGGUUUGUUGCCAAGAAAUGAGUUUAAGCAACGAUUUGGCAUCACAGUUGCAUUUCUUGCCACUCACAGUGGUUUAACCAGAUGGCAAGAAUUUCAUUCAAAUAAUGCUGAUGAAGUUGGGGCGGGUGAAUCAUUUAGUGAAAGAAAUAAACAUUCGAUUGAUGAAAUUUGGUACAAACGUGCAGUAGAUCAACAUUUUGUCCGGGAAGAAAGUUUCGUGUAUUCAGUGCCAUUUGAUGCUGGAGACUCAGGUGGAGAAACCAUUGUAACUGCUAGUCACGCUAUUUUUCAUACCGAAGGUGGUAAAUCGGCUCCAGCCGCUGUGGUUGGCUUUCAAUUUCAACAUACAGCCCUAUUAAAACUCUUCCGUAAUAUAACAGGCAAUGCUUGCGCAAUGGACGAUAAAGGUUGCUAUAUAUUAGACAAUAAUGGUUUUGUCAUUAUAUCACCGCAUCGUCAAGAGACUGGAAAAUUUUUUGGUGAAAUCAAUGGUUAUAUUAUGCACCGCUUGGUUGAAGAAAGAGUGUAUAAACGUGUUACUGUUUACGACUAUCAAGCGAUUUGUUUUCAAUCUAAUGGAGACAACAAUUCUUCCAAUUACUUAUUUUCGCCCUUACUCCAUGUGCUACGCAUAGUUAAAUGGCUGCUUUAUACUUUAUUGUGGUAUAUUGUACAAAUGCAUGCGGUAACUGCUGAGUUUAUAGAGCAAUAUACGGAUGAAAAUUUGACCUUUUACCAACCUAGUACGAAAAACACCGAAUGGUUAAAAUCAGUAACAUUGCAGCGCACACGGCUCAAAUCAUGCGAUAUGCAACGUCUGUUAUAUACAUUGUACAAUGACAAGGAUAAUGUAGUCUAUAAUAUAACAGCACAUGCAUGUGUCAGGCCCUUUGUUGUGUUGCCUAUACCAGCGAGUAAUCUAAUAUUACUCGUCAUCGAUCAGGUGUGCCCUAAGGAAUAUACGAUGGAGUUGACCGUAAAUCCCAUCGACAUUAAUUAUCAAUUAGAGGGAAAUGAUACAUUAGCAUGCUAUAAGCAUGAUCGUGAGUUCACAAGAGUACGUCCUGUAAGUUGUAUUAACAGGCAUGUUAAUGAAAGUUCUAUCGAAUUGUGCGGCAAUGCUGGAAGUAUUUUCGCAAAUAUCUUAUUACUACUUAUUUGCUUUAUUGUUAAUCAAUUUCUUUAACAAUAAUUUAAACAGAUUAAGGUUUAAACGUUUUUGUAAUUAUAAAAUAUUUAUUGUAUAUUAAAUUAGUAUUUAUGCUUAUGGUUUUUCAUAGAUUUUAAUGGGUAAAUUG
Messenger RNA from Teleopsis dalmanni, 3985 nucleotides. It is a transcript of the gene stj, whose product is annotated as voltage-dependent calcium channel subunit alpha-2/delta-3. Gene Ontology annotation, molecular function: voltage-gated calcium channel activity. Lineage: Eukaryota; Metazoa; Arthropoda; Insecta; Diptera; Diopsidae. The transcript is spliced from 23 exons. Gene Ontology annotation, cellular component: voltage-gated calcium channel complex. The coding region runs from base 190 to 3873 and encodes 1227 amino acids. The record is from RefSeq and is a predicted model, not a curated record.